UCUAUACCCCUGCCCAGCUCCUCUCACAUAACGCCGCUACUCUAUGCUCAGGCCACAGCCUUACUGUGCUGUGCUGACUGUGACCCCGCCCCUGAGGUUGCUCUCCCACUCACUCAGGACUUAGUGAGUGUGUGCUCUCUGCUGACUCGGGUCCUACCCUGCCUCGGCCCUGACGCCACAGCUAGAAGAUUGGAAGGUUAACCAGGCCUGGAGAGGAGGUUAAAGUUGAGAAGUCAGAUUCUGAUGUAGAUAGUACUCAGCCUCAGGCCGUCUCUACACCUGGGCUUGACACAGGAAGUGGUCCACAAUCAAUUGCAUCGACAGCUGAGGAGUCCAACAGUAACGGGGCCAUGGGCGGUCCGGACAAUCCGAGGGAGGAUCAGAGCGGUAAAAAGGUAGUGAGGGUUGUGAGAAGAGUGGUAAGACGUGUUGUUCCAGCUGGGACGGAAGAGACUACCCAGCCUGCUGCUUCUGAGACUGCAAGGGCAACUCCCGCCGCAGAGUCUGUGCUUAAAACCACCAAAACUGUUAGAGUAGACAAGGAUGAUAUCUCCAUGGGCUUAACCAGUUUAAUGGGCAGAAGCAGAACCAAGGAACACCGACCUCGAACACGCAACCAGGACCGCAAAGAGGACCUGAAGGAGGAGACAAAGCAGGAGGAGGAGAAAGGAAAUGUGGAGGAAGAGGAGGAAAAACCAGAGGAGGUUGCGACUACAUCUGCACCCACAACUACACCACCAAAGUCCAACCCCUUCACUCCUCCAGCUGGGUUCCUCCCCACUCCCAAACCUGACCCUUUAGCCCCACCCGCUGGCUUUAUCCCUGCCCCCAAACAGAACAUCCUGAGUCCUCCACCUGGUUUCAUCCCUGCCAGCAAACCCAGUCCUGUGCUCCCAAAACAGAAUGCCCUGGCGAGACCUCCAGGAUUCAUUCCUGUCAUAAAGACAGACCCCCUGGCCCCCCCUGCAGGCUUCAUCCCAAAGCCUCGUCAAGUCCCUGUGAAGAAACCAGAGGUAUGGAGUGAAAAACAACAACAAUGCAUGUUUGCGACUUUACGUCUGGAUGGAGAAUGCUGCGUGAUAACAACAGACAUGACUGGAAAUUCAUAUUGAAUCUGUUGUUUGGGUUUUCCCAGGAUUAAACCCUGACCAUUCCACAUUUUAACACUAUUCACCAUGAAGCUAUUUAAUCUUAAAAAAUAUGAACCAUUUAAGACAGCCUAAGCUUGUCGCAGAUGUGAUUCUGUUUGCUGAACUUCUUGACAAUCAUCUAACAACCAACAUAAUUAAUCGUCAUCUACUUCUUUUCGAGGUUUGAUAUAAAGAAGCCCCCCUGAAUAAGUGAAGGAAAGCAGAGCACAUAUACUAGCUCAUGAUCAUACUUUAUUAGAGGGUAUAAGGCUCUCUGUUCAGUCCGAGUUGUCUAUGAGCGCUGAGCUGUGACUCAUUACUGUCACUUGCUGCAGGCAGAGAGUUGAAGCUUUGCACUUUCUGGGGCUCUUUUGGGAUAAUUUGGGAUAAAGAAACAGGACUCAUGAUAGGAAUUCAAUUUCUUGAACUUAUCAGUAGUGCUUGUCAUUGGCCCGGAAAAGUAAGAUCCAAUUGGUCAACUAGACAUGUUCAAGUCGGAGCGUGUACAGUGAUUAGUAAAACUCAUCUUCCUCUACACUUUUGACAACUCACUAUCGUUUUCAAAAUUGUUAAUACAUUCACAGUCUCUGUUUUGAUUUGUUCCUCAGACAAGGUAACAUGUUUGUCUUGUGCUUCAGUGCCUCGAAUUAACAGAUAGCCAUGAAAUCUGAUAAUCAGUUGGGCAUAUGACCAUGGAGUGAGGAUUUGAUUUUGGAGAUAUGCUCCUGGUAUUUUUACUGGGGGAUUUUCUGAUUAGCAGGUGUAAGGAGAGAUAUUGGGUUUCUAAUAUGAUAUUAGAAAUUAAAACGUAUGUGUGACACAGCACAGGGGGGUUUAGCGGGGUGAGCUACAUAUUGACAGGACAUAUAAUAACACAUAUAAGCCAUUACCAUGAGAUACAACUAAGAUAUCCUUGGGAAAAAAACGGUAUAAUGUGUGAAGUAAUGGGUUCAAUGCCUUAAGGUUUUGUAAGCGUUUCUUUAUGGGGCAGCUGUUGCUCAGUUGUUAUAGUCAGUCGUCUUUCAACCAGAAGGUUGGGGGUUUGAUCCCCAGCUCCUGCAGCCACAUGUCCAAUGUGUCCUUGGGCAAGACACUUAACCCCAAGUUUCUCCCACUGCUUUGUUUGCGGCAUAUGAAUAGCCUUAUUUACAAAACCUGAAGCAGUCAGCAAGUUAAACUUGAAAUCUUGAUGCGAGUAGCAGCAGCUGUAAGACAAGAGUGUAAAUAUCAAUCUGGCAUGCAGUUAUACAGUAAGCAAAGUAAGGAGAUACAAUGAUUCGAUUUGCCUCAUCUACAUCUCUUGGCUGUAAAUGCAGUCGUUUGAGAUUAUAGCUGAGAAAAUGUUAAAUUACCUUAUUUCCAACAGAUUUUUGCACUUACAAACAAAAGCCGUGAGCCAUUUUUCUUUCUUCUGCAGCGCUUAAUGAUCCAAUUUUCUUCAAUAGUCAUUUCCCUUAACUCAUUUCCUGAUGGAAUCAGUUUUAAAAUGCAAUUAGUGGCGAGAGAAAUCCUUUUUGGUUGUUUUUUUUCUUCUUGAAACAUUUUAAACUAAAACAUAACUACCGACCUCAUUGUCAUCUUCCCAUGUCAUUUUCCGUCUGUGUGUGUGUGCACGUGUUGUCCGUCACACUGUGUGUCUGUGAAUAUCUGGAUAUAUUGUGUAAAGGUGAAGGAGAUAUCUUGUCCCCCUGCGGUCCCCAAUGGUAAGCCGCCCCCCGUUGUACUGUCCCAGGCUCAGACUUCACCCAGUGAACAGGUGUGUUCACUUAUCUUGCUGCAAAGCUACACUUAACAAUGUGUGUUU
This is a messenger RNA of Labrus mixtus (cuckoo wrasse), 2934 nucleotides long. RefSeq names its product P30 adhesin-like. The transcript has 3 exons. The coding region runs from base 351 to 1112 and encodes 253 amino acids. The record is from RefSeq and is a predicted model, not a curated record. Lineage: Eukaryota; Metazoa; Chordata; Actinopteri; Labriformes; Labridae.